Molecule: messenger RNA, 1266 nt
Organism: Mytilinidion resinicola
Lineage: Eukaryota; Fungi; Ascomycota; Dothideomycetes; Mytilinidiales; Mytilinidiaceae
Product: kinase-like protein
Exons: 1
Coding region: 1-1266 (421 amino acids)
Biological process (GO): protein phosphorylation; signal transduction
Cellular component (GO): cytoplasm
Molecular function (GO): ATP binding; protein kinase activity
Source: RefSeq, a predicted model, not a curated record
AUGGGUUUAUGUGAAUCGUGGUCCAUCACAUGGACGCACAACGCCUACGAUGAGGCUCACUGGAAGCCUGGCGAGGAGCCUCGACGACGUCGGCUACGCAUCAUUGCACGUUCUUCUCCCUCACAGUGGCACAUCGCGAUCACCUUCGAAGGUUCAUUGCACCCAGACAGGAUUGCUCGAGUGAAUAGAAAACAGAGGCGGCAGGACCUCGAGGAUCUUUGUUCUUGUCUCGACCUAAACCAUCUGCAACUCCUAGACGAUACUGUUACGGAGCUGCUCAUCAAGCGCGAGCACGACACCACUCCACCCUACUACGAGAAUGAUAUCGCCUUUCCUGACCUCAAUCUUCCAUUGAGAAAGAUGCCACGUACCGACAGCGAGUAUCAUUCAAUCGUUGCUCAUCUGCAGCUUUGCGUACGAGAAGAUCCGUUCCGCGUGCAGUUUCCGCUAGUUGAUUGUGCUACCGGCAUCCCGACUGAAGAAUAUUCGAAAAUUACUAAAAUACGCGAACUAAGCGCCGGUGUACAUGAGGUACGCAUCACAGGUUGUGACACCAAACCUUAUAUUUAUAAGGAAGUAGAUAGGCCAUUCUACACCCCAAGAGACAGUGCAGUUUUGGAUCAGGAAUUGCUGAAUCUGGAAAAGUUUCGUGGAGUCAAGAAUGUCACACAGCUGGUUGCUGCCAUCAUUUCCUCAAACCCGUAUCAAACCGCUCAAGCCAGCGAAGUCGAUUCUCGCAAGGAAACCGAAGUCACCAAGGCCAUGAGCCUACAUAACUCAGUCUUCUCACGAGGCAUCCUUCUUGAAUACUAUUCAAAUGGUACAUUAGAAGAAAUGCUGAAGAAUGCACAGGAUGCUUCACUGUCGGUAGCUCGGCCCUGGCUGAAGUGGGCAUUUCAAAUCGCGAAUGCACUGGCAUGCCUGCAUGGACAGGGUGUAGCGCAUAUAGAUAUCAAGCCAUCAAACAUUCUCAUCAGCGCGAGCGACGACGCUGUGCUGACGGAUGUGAGUGGAGUCGGGGGCGUCACUCGAGAAUGGCUAGCUCCUGAGAUGCUUGAUGUGCUAGACCCAUUGUCUGAGAGAAUGGGCUCACGAAUGCGGAACGACGUAUGGGCGCUUGGGAGGCUUUUGAUACAAAUGGCAAAUGCUUCUUGUAUUGGAAAAAAGCAACUCAAUUGCAUUGGAGUCAGCGCUACCAUGGAGGACCCCUCCUUACGUCCCUCUGCUCAAAGCCUAGUCUCCGCUCUAUUCGAACUCGGCACUUGA